AUGAAGUUUUAAUUGAUGUAGUGCUAAGACUUAUGAAGGAUGGAAUCCUUCAGUUUCCAAUCACAAUUGACAACAUCAAGGCCAUUAUUAUUGUGAGUCUUAUAUAAUGCAUAAUUGUAUCCUCAUUAUUAUUCACGCAUGCAUGCACUUUCAUUCUUAAAUUUGAUAAUCAUUUUUGGUACAUAGAAUGUUGAUAUAGUCUCAGGUAGGACAUCCGAUCAUGGUUUCGUAAAGAAAUUUACACAUUAAAAGGGUUAUAAUUAAAAAAACAAUUCAACCACAACAACAUAGUUUUUCUAGGGUAAUGUAAUAAUAGCUAAAUAUCAUGUUUUGAAAAAUAAUUUUGACCUUGAAGUUAUAAGAAAUUAAAAUAUUUCAGUAGAAAUUGGUGAAAAGAUUAUAAAUAUAAAUAGCUAGCAUUCACGACAAAUAUCAAACUCGCUCAUAAAUGCAGGUUUUAUUCGCUGCUGGAACAGAAACUUCAUCGUCAACAGUUACUUGGGCCAUAGUAGAAACGAUGAAGAAUCCAAGUAUACUCAUCAAAGCUCAAGCUGAGGUAAGAGAGGCUUUUAAUGGCAAAGAAACUUUCGAUGAAAAUAAUGUAGAGGAGUUGAAGUACCUAAAGUUAGUCAUUAAAGAAACUUUUAGACUCCAUCCUCCACUUCCACUGUUGAUUCCAAGAGAAUGUAGAGAAGAAACAAAUAUAAAUGGCUACACUAUUCCUUUAAAAACCACAAUCGUUGUUAAUGUUUGGGCAAUGGGAAGAGAUCCAAAAUAUUGGGUUGAUGCAGAAAGCUUUAAUCCUGAAAGAUUUCAGCAUAGCACUAUGGAUUUUACUGGAAUUACUCCAAGUUAGUUGGACUUAGCUGAAUCGACUGGAUUAGCUGUUCUUAGAAAGAGUGACUUUUAUUUGAUUGCAACUCCUUAUUCACCUUCACCGGAGUAAUUUGGUGGCAUCAAACAUGUUUUAAACUUAUCUUUUCUUCUUAUUUACUUAUACCCAUCACCAUUGUACUUUCUUUCCUGCUGUACUUUAUGUUUUUACUUAUUUAUAAUGCAUCUGUCUUAUCUAUAGAAAAAAAUGUAUCAUUACAAUUAUACAUAGAGAAUUUCAAAUAAAUAUUUUUCUCUGUUAAAUUUUGGAAUGUAAUGAAUGGGGGUUGUAGUUACUUAAUUUAUUACAUCCCCGUAUAAGAAGUAUAAACAAAUGUAUCACUAUAUUCUAUUAUGUUCGUCAUCCCAAUCCCCAGAUUAUAUUGCUAAGAUGUGUUUCAUAAGCUAGAAUGAGUUUUGAAAGUUGGAUUACUUUCAUUUAGGGUUAACUCUAUAAAUAUAUCCUCAAAGUUAGCAACAAUUUUCAUUUAAACACUUUUGACUUAGACUUGUUCUAGUUGAGCACUACAACGUAACAUCAGUUAAAGUGCACUUCAACAAUAGUAAUCUAGCAAAACAUUCAAUUAAAAAAGGGGGUUUUGACACAGUGACCCACAAAAAUAAAACUAUUUACCCUUGUUUACCCAUUUAUUUUCCUACCUAUAAACUAACUACAUUUCCUACCCAUAGUAGGUUUUUGUGGGGAAUUUUUUCUUUAUUCUCCAAUUCUUUUUUAUUUCUAUGCUUCU
Messenger RNA from Nicotiana attenuata, 1622 nucleotides. Its product is annotated as premnaspirodiene oxygenase-like. Gene Ontology annotation, molecular function: oxidoreductase activity, acting on paired donors, with incorporation or reduction of molecular oxygen; monooxygenase activity; heme binding. Bases 449 to 856 code for a protein of 135 amino acids. NCBI's taxonomy places the organism in Eukaryota, Viridiplantae, Streptophyta, Magnoliopsida, Solanales, Solanaceae. The record is from RefSeq and is a predicted model, not a curated record. The transcript has 2 exons.